This is a messenger RNA of Vigna radiata var. radiata (mung bean), 3100 nucleotides long. RefSeq lists its product as uncharacterized. The record is from RefSeq and is a predicted model, not a curated record. Lineage: Eukaryota; Viridiplantae; Streptophyta; Magnoliopsida; Fabales; Fabaceae.
UCUUAGAUGAUAGGCUAGAAGCAUUGACUGAUGACGUAGGUGCCAUGCAAAUGGUCACUUUAGCUCACUUAAAUGGACGAGUUCAUAUGUAUGUAGUGCACAAUGUGUCUGAGGCUGAAGUCAUUCACAUGAUUGAGUUUAACGUUGAUGAAGGAGGUGAGGAUGUAGGUGGUGAUGGUGAGAGGAUAGCUGAUGAGGGGAUAGCUGAUGAAAGGGUAGCUGAUGAGGGGGUAGCUGAGGAGGAAGUGGUUGUCGGGCAGGCAGAGGAAGUUCAUGGUGAGGCUGCUGUCUCACCAGAUGGUCAAGGUGGGGAUGUUGCUGGGGAUGUUGUUGGUACUGAGGUUGAUGAAGAUUAUGUUCAGAUGGCAGAGGUUAAUAGGGCAGAAGAAGUUGAAGUUGAACUUGAGUCUCCUGGUACUGAGGUUAAUAGGGGAGAGGAAGUAGAUGGUAUUGAGGUGCAGCCUGAUAGCGUUGAGGUUGAUACGGUACAACCAUGUGAAGUUGAAGUUGAGGCUGAGAGGAUACAACCACAGGAUGGUCAGAUGGAUGAUGUAGAAGUUGGUGAUUGGAGUUCAACACAUGAAAGUGAUGGUGAGAUGGAUAAGGAGGAUGGGUUAGUAGACGUAGAUAUUGAGUGUGAUAUAAGUGAAAGCUGUAGUGAUUUGGAUGUUGAGGUUGAGCCAUUUCUACCUGAGUCUGAUUCUGAUAAGGAUGGAGAUGAGAUUAAUGAUAGUAGUUGGUUCAAUGAUGAAUGGCAAUCUGAUGACUUAAGCUCACGUGACAAUAGUGAUGAAGACAGUGAAGUAGAAGGUUAUGGACAUUUUUCCACCUUUGUGCAGCCCAAAAAUAUGGUAGAUUUUAAGUGGGAAGUAGGAACCUACUUCGUAGAGAAAGAAGACAUCCUUGAUGCAAUCAAAACUUAUGCAAUGGAGAAUGGGAGAAAUUUGAAAUUUGUGAAGAAUGAUAAAAGAAGAAUAAGGGUUAGAUGCUUGGGCUCAAAAGGAACAUGCCCGUGGGUGGUAUAUUUUGGUUUCAUGGGUGCAAUAAAGUCAUGGCAAGUAAGGACUGUGUUUGACACUCAUACAUGUACUAGAGAACACAAGAUGAGACUAUUCAAUGCAAAAUGGCUUAGUAGAAAACUAGAAAAAACAGUGAGAGAGAAUCCUAAUGUCAAGGGAGUUGAUAUUAGAGAAAAAAGUGUGUAGGAAAUGGAAUAUAGCAAUAUCUAAGAACAUGGCAUAUAGGGCCAAAACACAUGCAUCAGAUGAAGUGGCAGGCUCCUUUACUAAGCAAUAUACUAGAAUAUAUGAUUAUGCUCAUGAGUUAUUAGAAAGAAACCCUGGGUCUACAAUCAAGGUCAAAGUUGAGCCAUUUGAUGGGAAAGUAAUAUUCCAAAGGUUUUACGCAUGCCUAAAGGCUUGCAAAGAUAGCUUUCUUUCAUGUAGGCCAAUCAUUGGCCUUGAUGGAGCCUUCUUGAAAGGUCAACAUCAUGGUGAGCUAUUAACUGUUGUGGCCAGAGAUGCAAACGACCAAAUGUUGCCAUUGGCGUAUGCAAUUGUUGAAGUUGAGAAUAAAGACACCUGGAAAUGGUUUCUGGAGCUCCUGAUUGAAGACCUAGGUGGUAGAGAUGUGUGUUCUGGACUUACAAUAAUGUCAGAUCAACAAAAGGUCAUUUCCAUUAAACUUUUUCUAUUUUAUCUUACACAAUUAAGUUGUUCAUUUCACGAACCAUUUUAAUGCCUUUACAGGGUUUAAGAUAUGCUGCAGAAGAUGUUAUUCUUGGAGUUGCACAAAGAUUUUGUGUAAGGCAUUUAUAUGCCAACUUCAGGAAAAAAUUUCCUGGAAAAAACUUGAAAAGGCUUAUGUGGAGGGCAGCUACAGCAACUCAUCCACAACAAUGGGAGACUGAGAUGAGAAAGAUGAAAGCUGUUAACGUAGAUGCUUUUAGACAUCUCAUGGGAAUUGCUCCAAGGUUUUGGUCAAGAUCAAGGUUCACAUCCACAACUCAAAGUGAUACCUUAGUGAAUAACAUGUCAGAAGCUUUUAAUAGCGUUCUGGUAAAUACAAGGACAAAACCCAUUAUUUCAUUGUUGGAGGACAUCAGAUUGUAUAUGAUGAAGAGAUGGGCCACUAAUAGGUCACGGGUUACUUCUUUUAAGUCAUCAAUUUGUCCUAAAAUUCAGAGUAGACUAAACAAGGAGGCACAACAAACAAAGUAUUGGAUUCCCAGGUAUGCACAACUAUUACAUCUGUAUAUACUUGUUUAUGUUUACCAAAUAGAUAUAAAUAAUGUUUGUUUUUCUUAACGGCUGGUCUGCACACAAAAUUUUUGAAAUCAGACAUGUGUCCCAAAGUGGGGACAACUAUGUGGUGGAUAUAGAUACAUAUACAUGUUCUUGCAGGAAGUGGAGCAUCAGUGGAAUUCCUUGUGUGCAUGCAUUGACAGCAAUGAGGUUUCUGAACCUAAAUGCAGAGGACUAUGUACCACUAUGCUUCAAAAAGUCAACCUAUGAAGAGAUGUAUUCCUCCAUUAUAUACCCCAUUAAUGGAAAACAUCUAUGGGAGGUCACUGAAUAUCAAGAUGUCUUGCCUCCACCAAAAAGACAAAUGCCUGGUCGUCCUAAGAAGAAAAGGAGAUUAGAGCAAUGGGAGUUGAAGAAAAGUACCACNAAAAUGUCAAAGGGGGGCUUACUCAAAAGAUGUACCAUGUGUAGGGAAGUGGGACACAAUAAAAGAAAUUGCCCUAACAGAAGCCAAGUGCAGGAAGAGGGACAACCUAGUACAUUGCCUCAGGGUGAACCACAUGGACCAGAUACCCAGGGUGAACCACAUGGAGCAGAAACCCAUCCUUGAACUUGAAUUUUGCCAGAUUUUGUAAUAGGNCAAAUUUUGAUGGUAGCACAUGUAAUAGGCCAUAUUUUGCUGUAACCAGUUUUACUUCAUUAUCAAAUGUUUAAGUUUACCAGACUUUGUUGUUUUAGUGGUACUAUAUAUGUAAUAGGCCACUUGAAUGAUGAAAGAUGUAAUAUGUCACUUGAAUUUUGCUGGCUGUAUGAACCUUGAUUGGUUACCUUUUGCUAUUUAUAUAAAAGUUACGAAA